Molecule: messenger RNA, 665 nt
Organism: Arachis ipaensis
Lineage: Eukaryota; Viridiplantae; Streptophyta; Magnoliopsida; Fabales; Fabaceae
Source: RefSeq, a predicted model, not a curated record
UAACAAAAAAAGAAUUGAAACAUGCUGAACGCAGCCUAAACUCUAGCUCUUGUUAAUUCGAUUCCAAAGGAGAGAGAGAUUCAAACUCGAAAUUGCAUCAAUGUCUGACAGAGAAGAUAGUGAUUCCGACGCCCCUGAGGAAUUCACAGCUCUGCAGGGUAUACAACAAGACGAGGAGAUUCGCAAAAUUCAAAAAGAAAGUAAAGCUAGUUACAAAUCCAAAGAAAGUAAGGACACUGCUCAAGCUGAAGAUGAUGAUGUAUCAGGUUCUAAGCCUCAGCAUAAUUCGAAUCCAGCUUCAGGGUUUCUUCCAGAUGAUGUAGUGAAAAUGCUUGCAGCUCGUGAGAAACAAGUUUUCUUGCCUUACUAUGAAGGGGAGGAGGAGAAGGCUAAAACAAAGCCUGCUGCUUCAAAGAAGAGGAAAUCAAAGAAGUCAGGUUUGGAACCUGUUAUUUUGAGCGAACUAGGCCCUCCUCAAUGUUUACAGGGUGCCUUAGAAUUCUUGAAGAAAAGAAAAAUGUCAGUCCAGAGAUCGUCCUCUGCCUUGAAUAAUUCCAACAGAGCAUUUCGGCUCCUUUCUAAGUCUGGUGUGAUACUACAGAAAAGAUAACAAAGUUUUGUGAAGAAAUAAUGGAAAGUAUUAUGAAAUCCGAUAUUGUUGGAGC